AUGAAAUGGGCGAUUCAUAGUUGCACUGGUUUGUCGGGACCCACUCUGUAGUUUUGUUGAUUACUGUGCGCUUUGAAAAGUGCUGCUUGACUGAGGAUACUGCAAGAAAUACAAGAUGGGAUCAGCUGAACUUCGGAAAGAACUGGAGACGUAUUUGGAGGAACUCGGUAUCGAAACUGUGUCGGUUGACCAUCCAGAGGUGUUUACUGUGGAGGAGAUGAUGCCCCAUGUUCAGCAUCUCAGCGGAGCGGUCACCAAAAACCUAUUUCUGAAGGACAAAAAGAAGAAGAGCCUGUGGCUCGUGUCCACCCGUCACGACCGCCAGGUCAACCUGAACGACUUGGCCAAGAAGCUGAGCCUGGGCAGUGGGAACCUCCGCUUCGCCGACGAAGCCAUCAUGGUGGAGAAGCUGAAGGUGGCUCAAGGCUGCGCCACGGCUCUCGCCCUCUUCUGCGACAAAGACCAGAGCGUCAAGUUCGUCCUGGACAGUGACCUGGUGAACGGCGGACACGAGAGGAUCUACUUCCAUCCCAUGACCAAUGCUGCUACAAUGGGCCUAAAACCAGAUGACCUCAUCAAGUUCUUAAAAGAGACAGGGCAUGAGCCAGUCCUACAGAGUUUUGAGUAGUCAUUGGGGUUAUACAUGCAAAUCUAAGGUCAACUGUCAAGGUCAGAUGUGCGCAAUACCAUUCUUUUUCUGAGUGACUGUUCAUAUACGAGGCCUGUAAUGUCUUGUCACAAGCCUUAAUUUAUGUAAUUAUGUAAUUCUUCCGGUGCUUCUGAUGUUUAAUUUUGCUAGAUUUUGUUUUAUUCAGAUCUGAUGGGUGGAGUUGGUGCAUGAUGAACUGGUUGUUUUCACGCGUCUGCGGUCAGUUUGACCAACAAUAAAUGACACACAGGA
Messenger RNA from Sardina pilchardus (European sardine), 901 nucleotides. It is a transcript of the gene prorsd1, whose product is annotated as prolyl-tRNA synthetase domain containing 1. Bases 116 to 628 code for a protein of 170 amino acids. Lineage: Eukaryota; Metazoa; Chordata; Actinopteri; Clupeiformes; Clupeidae. Gene Ontology annotation, molecular function: aminoacyl-tRNA deacylase activity. The record is from RefSeq and is a predicted model, not a curated record. The transcript has 2 exons.